AUGGUUCUGGACAACGUUGCCCUGCCCGAGGAUUGCCAGAGUAACCAGGCCGCCUCGACGUCGGCGUUGACGUUUCCACCGCUGCACAUCAGCGUAUCCCAGGAAACUGCUACAAACGGGGACACCAAGAUGUACGACGCGGACAGCUCAAUGCAGUACCAGCCCGCGUACGGUCCCAAGACCGACACCGACACGUACUCAUACACUGCGAUCGUGGGCUCUUACCCCCAGUACAACUCUUACAGCCAGCAGUAUCCGUCCUUCAACCAGAACUACAGCCAGGCCUACACCCCGUCCUACACUCCCAACUACAGUCCCGCUUACAGCGGCACCUACAACUCAUACCCUGGCACGCCUUCAAACGCCACCUUUGUCCCAACGUACAACUACGCUCCGUACACCUCCAACCCGGCGGCGUACUCGUUCGCGUCGCCGACCUACGGGGCCAGCUCCACAUACGUUGCUCCCGACCGCCCGACCGCCGUCGACCACCAAUCGCCUUGGCCGCCCUGCCCUGGGAACCGGGCUCGACUUGACUCCGGCGGGCUGGUGCCAUUGUUUGCUGCCACUGCGGCUACCGGUUCUAGUUGA
Molecule: messenger RNA, 591 nt
Organism: Cutaneotrichosporon cavernicola
Lineage: Eukaryota; Fungi; Basidiomycota; Tremellomycetes; Trichosporonales; Trichosporonaceae
Exons: 3
Coding region: 1-591 (196 amino acids)
Source: RefSeq, a predicted model, not a curated record